Molecule: messenger RNA, 4264 nt
Organism: Patella vulgata (common limpet)
Lineage: Eukaryota; Metazoa; Mollusca; Gastropoda; Patellidae
Product: slit homolog 1 protein-like
Exons: 1
Coding region: 1-2457 (818 amino acids)
Biological process (GO): immune response; toll-like receptor signaling pathway
Cellular component (GO): membrane
Molecular function (GO): transmembrane signaling receptor activity; protein binding
Source: RefSeq, a predicted model, not a curated record
AUGUCCAGAAAAUGGAACCCAGAAACAGACAUCAAGUUGUGGUGGAUGUGUCUCGUCAUCUCCCUACUUUUUACAACGACAUUUGCAUUUUGUCCAUCAGAUUGCGAGUGUGGCAAGGGAAGUGAUCUUCCGCCGUUAAUACAACCAUAUUUUUACCCAAAACGCCACAUCCUGUGUAAUUUUACGGAUGUGAACUUUGACCUGACCAAAAAUCUGAACUUGGCAACACAAACUAUUAACGAUUCGGCAUUGCUGGACAUUAAAGUUUUAUGCCACGGCGACUCCUCGAUAAACUGGACUGAUGCAAAGUUUCUGAAACACGCAUUCGCCUUGCAGAUGUUCAAUUGUGCUAUAGCCAAUAACGGCACCAUACAGUUCCCAUUGGAAACCCCCCUUCGACUUUUAUUGUUUAAAAAAAUGCGAUCUGAAGACAUCGAUCAGAUAAACUUUAGAGGGUUAACAUCACUAAAUUUGUUUACUAUUGUCAACAGUAAUUUGAACAAAGUGCCCGUGCUUCCCUUCGCGCCAAGACUACUCAGUAUGAUUUUUACAGACAACAAAAUAGAGAAUUUGGAAUGUGAUUGGUUUGAGCAGAGACCUUGUCUAUCUUGCGUCAUAGAUCUUAGUGAUAACGUGAUUCGGUCUUUACCACGUUGUGCAACUUCAAACAGCACAAUGUCGAAUGGAUUAACCUUAAUCCUUUCGAGAAAUAACAUUACUGACAUGGGUAACAUUGGUGAUAGGCAUAUCGGUAACCUAGACCUCUCUCAGAAUGAUAUAACCGAACUUUCGUCCUUUACUUAUCGACUGCUUAUUGUCUUAAAUAUUAGUAAUAACAAACUCAAAUUAAUUAAACAAAUUAGUUUCCCUAAUAUGAUGCUGAUGACGCUUGAUCUUAGUUUUAACCAGAUAGAAACAAUAGAAACAUCAAGCUUCUCCAAUCUCCAUAAUCUGAAGCUGCUACUUCUCAACGGUAACCGAUUAUUGCAGUUUGAGGAAGUUCUCACUCCGUUCGCAGUACCAUACACUGAGAUAAAUCUUAAGGGAAACCUGCUGAGAUAUCCACCAUUGGAGCAACAUGGUUUCCAAGGCAGUCCUAAGUUGAGAAUAUCUGCAUCUAAUAAUUCCUUUUUCUGUGAUUGUAAUUUGAAAGAGUUUCAGAUCAUAAGCAAAACCCCGGGGGGAGACAUUUUUGUGGACAAAGAUAAGAUGACAUGCGGCCAACCAGAAAGAUUAACCGGCCAGCUUCUCCUGGAUGUUGAUUUGUCAGAUAGCUGUCCUGUUAUAGAAUCAUGUCCGUUAUAUUGUGAAUGCGAUUAUCAAACUUCAUCCGCUAUCACUUCCAUCAACUGUUCUCAACAAAAUCUCUCCACAUUACCAAAGAACAUGCCAAAUGGUCAACUAUCUCUAAACCUCUCAGGCAAUAGUAUAGAGGUAUUAGAAGAACGUGGGUACUUCCGCAGAUUGGUGUUAUUAGAUCUUCGUUCUAAUCAGAUCCACCGUAUCACCAGCACCGGAUUAACUCUCUUAUCGGAUGUGAAGAGUUUGUUACUUCAGGAAAAUUAUAUUUCUCAGCUGCCUAAAACUAUAAUCGAUGUGCCUUUUAAAUAUGACACCGCGAUAUACCUGUUUGACAAUCCAUGGCAAUGUACGUGCCAUUUGCUUUGGUUUCCCGAAUGGCUAAAAAAAUCUAAUUCUUCUGUAAGUGAUAAGGCGAAUCUCACAUGUAUUCAGCUUUCUCCGCUGCAGCAUGUCAUUGAUGUAACAGGCGAGCAGUUAAACUGCGAUGUUCGUUCUCUCCCGGCGUACUUCAACUACGUCAUUUCCUUCAGUUUUAUUAUCCUUGUAGUCAUUGUAGUCGUUGUCGUUGUAGCUAAAUAUAGGUUGGCUGUUAAAGUUUUACUCUAUAGGAGACUCCACAUUCAAAUGUUUGGUCCGGGGCCACUUCCUGGGGGUGUCGAAAAUAUUCAAAAAGACUACGAUGUCUGUAUAUCGUACAGUGAAGAUGCUCUAAAAUGGACAAAAGAAACGUUACUCCAUCGUUUAGAAAAAAUAGAAAAUCCCCCGUACAGAGUUUUGGUACCUGAUCGAGACUUCCUUGCUGGUGAGUCAAUCCUUGAUAACGUUGCUAUGGCUAUUGAAAAAAGUUGCAGCUCGCUUUUCGUUUUUACUCAGGCAUUCGCCAACUCGGAAAUGGGACUGUUUCAUUUCCACCAAGCCUACGCCCACAUGCUGAAAGAGAGAAACAUUCGUAUAAUAAUUAUAAUGAAAGAUAAAUUGAACAUGGAAGAACUUAGUGAUGAUCUCAAGGCAUAUUUUAAAACCCAUACUUACAUUGACAUAAACGAUAGGUUGUUUUGGGAUAAACUGCUUUAUGUUUUACCCAAACCACAGUCAAUAGACAUGAAUAAUCUCAACGAACAUAUCGAAGUCAUGGACAACGCCAACCUAGUUUGAUUACGUUAACAAACCAUUUUGUACCAAUACUAUUGUAAUGGUGUUUAUUAAGGAUAUUACCACUGAUGGUGAAACGAUGCAAGAGAUUUGUUGUGAUCAUAUUUAUACGACCACAAUGUCCGUCGACCCGUCGUCUAUAAUUUCUUAUGAACACCCAGCAGAAGACGGGACCCAAGUUAUCACCGGUUUUGCUUGAGAAAUCUAUCUUGUUUUAAGUGUAUCUGUUACUUAUUGUUCAAUCUCUUUAAAGGACACAUACAUUACAUUUCAACAAUUACUUCUAGAGUAAAUGUCCCUGUUCACCUUGUAAUAACGUGUUGAUCUGCUUAACAUUCCAACAAUUUAUGUCAAUUACUGCUAGAGUUAUGGCCCUUGUUCGUUUAGCUCUAAUGACAACGGUUAUUAUUGUAUCUAUUAGUGAAACGAAGAAUCAUUUUCAAUUUGAACAAUUAACGUCAAUUACUUAAAUAUGUGUUCUUUAUUCCAUUAUUUCGAUGGGUUUGCACCAAUUUUUGAUAACUACUUAUAGAAUUUUUGCCCUUGAUUAUAUCAUACCAUCGAAUCAACCCUACAAUGGUAUUAUACAGUAUGUUAUAGUCAGUCUUUUCAUAGUAACUAAAAUAUGCCUUGCAAAAUCAAAUUAGAAAUGGAAUUGGGAUUUUUUGGGUAAAGCUCCAUUUAGUAUUUAUGGACUUUGUACUUGAUUCACGUCUAGUAUUUAUAGACUUUUUACUUGAUCUGCAUUUAGUAUUUAUGGACAUUGAUUCACAUAAUUUAGUAUUUAUGGACUUUGUAUUUGAUUAACAUUUAGUUUUAUAAACAUUGUACUUAAUUCGCAUUUAGUAUUAAUGGAAUUUGCACUUGAUUCACAUUUAGUAUUUAUGGAACUUAUACGUGAUUCACAUUUAGUAUUCAUGGACUUUGUACUUGAUUCACAUUUAAUAUUUAUGGAUUUUGUACUUGAUUUACAUUUAGCAUUUAUAGACUUUGUACUUGAUUCACAUUUAAUUUUUAUGGAUUUUGUACUGGAUUUACAUUUAGCAUUUAUGGACUUUGUACUUGAUUCACAUUUAGUAUUUAUGGACUUUGUAUUUGAUCCACUUUUAAUAUUUAUAGAUCGAUGGUGUUCAGCCUGGAACAGUAUUGUAUAAAGCUGUGCCCGGUUUUAAGACUAAAAUCAAAGUAACAUUUAUUACCCAUAUUACAUAUUUGCACUAUAUAAUAUAUACUCAUCAUUGAUUUUAACACAUCAAAUACUUUUUAAACAAUCUUAUUAAAAUGACAGUCGUUUGACAGUUUUAUUGCAUUAAACAUUUAUUUUAAUAUCUAUGUAUCACGAGAUUAUUAUUUUGUACUGUGUCUAUAUUUUGUAUAUUUUGUGUCUAUAUUUUGUAUAUUUUGUGUCUAUAUUUUGUGUCUUUUUGUUUAUUAUUAUGUAUUUCAAGAGAAAAGUUUCAGAAUAAUAUACAUUCUCCUGUAUGUGCCACUGUGGUUUAAUGUUAAUGGAUACGAUAUUAGAUUUUUCGACCUUUGGUGUAGCGAGCGCGCUUUGGUUCAUAAGGCCUGCCAUUGAGUUAAGUGCCGUAGUUUUGAUGCCACGCUUGUGUGUGACAAGGCGUUAGGUCGUCUGCCUAACCGUGCGGAUUUUCUCCGGGUUAUCGGAUUUCUUCCCAAUACUAAAGACCCUUACGCGCAAACGAAAUAUUCAAAGAGAAUUGUAUCACAUGGUAGUCCCGAAAUGACCUAGUUUGAGUUCCUCCACAAUGUUGACAUUUUGAAACCAACAUUAUUGCAAAAGACAAUUGGG